Messenger RNA from Colletotrichum spaethianum, 2076 nucleotides. Its product is annotated as serine/threonine-protein kinase svkA. The transcript is spliced from 4 exons. Lineage: Eukaryota; Fungi; Ascomycota; Sordariomycetes; Glomerellales; Glomerellaceae. The coding region runs from base 1 to 2076 and encodes 691 amino acids. Gene Ontology annotation, biological process: protein phosphorylation. Gene Ontology annotation, molecular function: protein kinase activity; ATP binding. The record is from RefSeq and is a predicted model, not a curated record.
AUGGGGGACCGCGAUAGGGGUAUCGAGGAGGGCAAUGAGGCGCUUGACCCUGAGCUGCUCUACACGAAGGAGUACUGCAUCGAUUUCCUAGGCGGAGGAAGCUUUGGCAAGGUUUACAAGGGAGUCGACAAGCGCACCGGCCAUGCCGUCGCUAUCAAGAUCAUCGACAUCGAAAGCGCCGAAGACGAGGUCGAAGACAUCAUCCAGGAGAUAGCCAUCCUGUCCGAGCUGCAGUCGCCUUACGUCACGAAAUACUACGGCUCCUACGCCAAGGGGGCCGAGCUAUGGAUUGUCAUGGAGUUCUGCUCUGGAGGGAGCUGCGCAGACCUGAUGAAGCCGGGCUUGAUAGGAGAGGACUACAUUGCCAUUAUUAUUCGCGAACUACUGCUCGGCCUCGACUAUCUGCACUCGGACAAGAAGCUGCAUCGUGACGUCAAAGCUGCGAACGUUCUCCUGAGCUCCAAUGGUCAGGUCAAGCUUGCCGAUUUUGGCGUCUCCGGACAGCUCUCUGCUACCAUGACCAAAAAGAACACCUUUGUCGGCACCCCUUUCUGGAUGGCGCCCGAGGUUAUUAAACAGUCGGGCUACGACCACAAGGCAGAUGUCUGGUCGCUCGGCAUUACUGCGCUGGAGCUUGCCAAUGGCGAACCACCCUAUGCCGACAUCCACCCCAUGAAGGUGCUGUUUCUGAUUCCCAAGAACCCGCCACCGCGCCUCGAGGGAAACUUUACAAAGGCGUUCAAGGACUUCAUCGAGGCGUGUCUGCAACGCGACCCGAAGGACCGGCCUACGGCGAAAGACUUACUGAAGCAUCCCUUUAUACGCCGCGCGAAGAAGACGAGCUACCUUACCGAGUUGAUCGAACGACACUCCCGGUGGGCCGCGACGCACAAGGGAGACGAUGAGGAGAGCGACCAAGGCGGUGAAGAGUAUUACGAACGUCAGCAGGUUGACGAGGACAUGUGGGACUUUGGUACCGUAAGGCUUGUGGGAGACCGUGGAGGUGUUGUUCCUCGCCCUGGGCUCGGCGCCCUGGACGAAUCAGCCACCAACGCUAGAGCCGCCAGGUCUAUGGAGAACACGGAUGACUACGGCGAGCGGUCAAGAGACAACAGCCCUACCAAGGUUCGUGACUUCGGUCGUGAUCUCGCCGUAGCCUCGGAUACCCUCAAGGCGGCAAGCGCCAAUACGGGGACGUCUCGCCAGGCAUCGCCGCAACGGAAACCGGUGCCGGCAAACGCACCCCAGUCGCCGGUCAAAGUACCUCUUCCCGUAUCGCCAGACAAAAUGCAGAGAGGCCCAGAGACGCCGCGGCCCGUUUCCCGGCUCAUUCCACCUGCCGUCCCAGUCAGUCAGUCUCCGGAUUACGACCGUGAACUGCAGGCCCAGUUGCAGAGAGACAUGGGCCUACUAAGUCUGGGCCCAGUAAUCCAGCCGGCGGAAUUACAGACCCAGGAGACGACGCCGCGACCCCCGCCUCACGGACCCCGACCUAACAACAAGAUCACACCCAUUACUCUCCCAGAGAUCCCACCAUACCGCGGAAGCCCGCAACCGCAGCAGGCACCGGUCAGGAUACCGAGCCAACCGCCUAAUGGGCAACAAUAUCGCCAGCCUUCUGGACAAGCGCCGGCUCCUCCACCCAAGGCGCAUGCGCUGCCUUCCAAGACGCAAACUCCCACACCAGAACCGGCAGCUCCUUCUGCGUUCCCUCCGCCUGCGCCAUCUAACCCGAAUGGGGAGCUCGACGCCCUCAACGAUGUCAUCUUCCCUGCGCUCGAAGAGGCGCUAAAGAGGAGACAAAUUAGAUUGCAGCAGGCUUUCCGGCCUCAACAUGGCUCGUCUAGCCCUGCCGCCAUGAAUCAGGUGACUCCCAAGCAACAGAGAGCGGAGGCGGCUCACGAGAAACUGCGGAAGCUCGUAUAUAAGCUCGCUCAUGUAUGCAAGGAGAUUGACCACUAUGAUAAGGCGGAGCCUGUGGGUAUGGGAAGGGAUGUGGGCACAUUUUUGGAGGGGCUUUUGGAGGAAAUUCUCGUCAGGGUUGAACCCCUCGACGAGGAGGAUGUUGCGGCGUGA